UAACAAGUCAGUCCUCACAGAAAUAAGCGCCAAUCGACAAUUUCACCACCAUCAUGGAUGAUGAAAAUGCAUCGGCUGACGUCAUCGUUAAGGACACUCGUGGUGCCGAACCACUAAACAUCGUCGAUGAGUUCCAGCGGCGCAAGCUGCAGCUCUACAAACAUUGGGUUCGCCCCAAGUUUUUACAGUAUAACUACAUGUACAAUUAUCGCCAUAACUAUUAUGAUGACGUUAUUGAUUACCUGGACCGACGCGCUCGUGGAAUGCCAGGAGAAAUUCCUCGUCCACAGUAUUGGGCCGAGCGUGUUCUGCGAACUGAGAGAAAAACACCGAGGAGCAUUGACGACAUGUACAAUUACACCAAUAUCGGCCUGAAGCGGAAUGAACAUAAAAUGACUCACACCCUAAGUAGAAGUUCUAGCAUGAAAUCGUACAACAUCUAUCGGGUCUGGUGAAAAGCUGAGUGGUUGAAUCACAUUUUCUGCUUUCAAAUGUAGCCAUCAUACAUUGUCGAACCCAAUCUUUCGUCUAUGUAGCAACGGUGUGACCAACCACUAGUGUUUUUGAGUGCGUUCCAAACACCAUCAACUAGAACCGAAAAGCACAACAGCAACUACUACUACUAUCAACAACAACUACAACAACACUCAAACACCAGCCAGUGUGUAAUAUCAACAUUGUUUACGAGUAAUUUUAAAACCAUGCCAACAUAUUCAAUACAACGUGAAUCUAGACUACAUCCACCAGAGAUCAUGGAUUAAUCAUCAUAGGUCCUAUGGCCUCAAACAUCAGGGGUCGCUCUUUUUUAUUCUUAUCCUAUAUCGAUCUUUUUGGUUACUUUUAUAUUCAAAUAUGAAAUAUCAAUACUUUGUUUUGUACUUUAUCAUUCACUUAUCAUAUUGUUUAUAUUAUUUUGAUUUUUUCUACAACUACUACUAUCACUACUGUAACUCCGACAUAACACUACCGAGUGUAUAGUAAAUUAUAAUUUGUUCAAAGUUACCAUGAAAAUACAAAAA
This is a messenger RNA of Sabethes cyaneus, 1019 nucleotides long. Its product is annotated as flightin. The record is from RefSeq and is a predicted model, not a curated record. Bases 54 to 455 code for a protein of 133 amino acids. The transcript has 5 exons. NCBI's taxonomy places the organism in Eukaryota, Metazoa, Arthropoda, Insecta, Diptera, Culicidae.